Nanorana parkeri is the source of this 1100-nucleotide messenger RNA. It is a transcript of the gene SLC35D4, whose product is annotated as transmembrane protein 241. The transcript is spliced from 14 exons. Bases 97 to 996 code for a protein of 299 amino acids. The record is from RefSeq and is a predicted model, not a curated record. Gene Ontology annotation, cellular component: Golgi apparatus. Gene Ontology annotation, molecular function: antiporter activity. Lineage: Eukaryota; Metazoa; Chordata; Amphibia; Anura; Dicroglossidae.
GUGUCAUGGCAGCCUGCUGCUGAUUCUUUUCCUCUCUUGUAGCUGACCGUAUUGGGAAGCAUAAGAAGCGAUCAGAGCAGUGGAAUGCGGUGACAGAUGUAUUUUAGGGGACCCGCGGUGGGUCUCACCUUCUGCUCCUUCUAUUUGGCUUCUUACUUCACAAACAAGUAUGUUCUGUCUAUUCUGAAAUUCACCUAUCCUACCCUUUUUCAAGGGUGGCAGACAUUAGUGGGUGGAGUCUUUCUUCAUAUCUGUUGGAAGAUAGGCUGGGUGGAGAUUAACUACUCAUCCAGAUCUGACGUUAUAUCAUGGCUUCCUGCCUCGGUUUCCUUUGUGGGCAUUAUUUAUGCUGGUUCCAGGGCAUUGUCAAGACUGCCCAUUCCUGUUUUUCUGACUUUACACAAUGCAGCAGAAGCUGUGACCUAUGGAGUUCAGAGAGUGUUCUUCAGAGAGUUGUGCUUGUUACAAGUUAUAUUUUUAUGUUGCAGCGUAAUACUUUUAGUGAUCUCAGCGGUGUGUCUUCCAUUACAUGACUCUCAGUUUGAUAGAGACGGUUAUUUUUGGGCUGUAAUUCAUCUAUUAUGUUCAGGAUGCUACAAAGUGUUCCAGAGAUCUCAGAAGUCAAAAUUGCUAAGUGACCUUGAUCAACAGUAUAUAAACUAUUUUUUCAGUGUUGUCCUGUUGGCCUUUGCAACACAUCCUACUGGUGACCUCUUCAGUGCCUUGGAAUUCCCUUUCCUUUAUUUCUAUCGAUUCCAUAGUGGGUGUUGUGCCAGUGGGAUUUUGGGCUUCGUGUUGAUGCUGCUUUCUGUAAAAUUAAGGAGCAGUCUUUCUCCUGCACAUCACCUCUCCUGGACCUUCCUAGCUAAGGUUCUCACAGCGGUUGUGUCGCUAUUUGUCUUUGAAAUAUCCUUGAAUCUGCCACUGACUUUAUGUUUCCUGACAUGCUGCCUUGGAGAGGCUCUUCAUAUAUAUACUGAAAGGUCAGGGGCAUGAAGAAGACGCACGUGAUAAAAGACCAGCACAGACUUUCAGAUCUGCCCUUUUCAGGUUCAUGCCGCUCAUCUGUGAGAAUUCCAUCAAAGCUAAUCAACUAGUAC